This is a messenger RNA of Trichechus manatus latirostris (Florida manatee), 2568 nucleotides long. RefSeq names its product Nanog homeobox (gene NANOG). Gene Ontology annotation, biological process: regulation of transcription by RNA polymerase II. The record is from RefSeq and is a predicted model, not a curated record. The transcript is spliced from 4 exons. The coding region runs from base 363 to 1247 and encodes 294 amino acids. Gene Ontology annotation, molecular function: DNA-binding transcription factor activity, RNA polymerase II-specific; RNA polymerase II cis-regulatory region sequence-specific DNA binding. Lineage: Eukaryota; Metazoa; Chordata; Mammalia; Sirenia; Trichechidae.
CCCUGCAGCUCUACUUUCAGGAACUUUUGCAUUACAAUGGCCUUGAUGAGACUGGCAGACAGGAUUAACUGGGAAUUCGCCAGGGUGUGUGGAGGAAUGAGGGCCACCAGGAGGGGCCAGUCUAAGGACUUCGUUAUAUACUAGGCUUGAUUUAUACAUCCACAGACUCCAAACUCUUCACUUUUGUUGGAUUAGGCUGGUCCCUGUUGGCUCUUGGGGCAAUUCCCUUCAUCCCAACUUUUUAAUACUUUUCUAUCUGGAGAUCUUCGUAUUUUCCACUCAAAAAGCCUUUAAGUCUGAGUUGGACUUUCACAGUCUAGGUCUUUUGGUUUUUUGUUUGUUUUGUUCUUCUACUCGACAACAUGAGUGUGGAUCUAGCUUCUCCCCAAAGCCUGCCUGAAGCAUGCGAUUCUAGGGACUCUUCACCAAUAUCUACAAUUUUGGGGGCUGAAGAAAAUUACACAUCCUUGCAAAUGUCCUCUGCUGAGGCACUCUACUCAGAGACUGUCUCUCCUCUUCCUUCCUCCAUGGAUCAGCUUAUUCAGGAUAGCCCUGAUUCUUCCACCAGUCCCAAAAUAAAAUCGCCUGCUUCUGCUUCUAUAGAGAAGAGCACAGUGAAGAAGGAAGGUAAGGGCCAGGGCAAGAAACAGAAGGUCAGAACUGUGUUCUCGCAGACCCAGCUGUGCAUACUCAAAGACAGAUUUCAGAAACAGAAAUACCUCAGCCUCCAGCAGAUGCAAGAACUUUCCGAAGUCCUGAACCUUAGCUACAAACAGGUUAAGACCUGGUUCCAGAACCAGAGAAUGAAAUGUAAGAGGUGGCAGAAAAAUACCAACUGGUCAAAGAAUAGCAGUGGUGCGAUUCAGAAGGUCUCAGUACCUACAGAGUUCCUGGACCUCUACUCUUCCUAUCACCAGGGAUGCUUUCCUUCUGGAAACCUCCCAAUGUGGAACAAUCAGACCUGGAACAACUCAACUUGGAGCAACCAGACCUGGAACAGCCAGUCGUGGAACAACCAUUCCUGGAACAGCCAGGCUUGGAGCAACCAUUCCUGGAACAGCCAGGCUUGGUGCACCCAAUCCUGGAAUAGCCAAUCACCCUGGAACAAUCAGUUCCAAAACUGUGGAGAGGACUUCCUGCUGCCGCAGAUCCAAUUCCAGCAAAAUUCUGCCAGUGAUCUGGAGACCUCACAAACCAUAGAUUUAUUCCUAAAUUACUCCAUGAACAUACAGCCUGAAGAUGCGUGAAGAUGGGUAUAUAACUCAAUGUCAAUCUGGGCGGUGACUGCAUUCCUUCUUUCUUGUAGGACUUCUUGUUUUUAGAGGUUUAUCUCUCUGCCAUGAUAUCCUGGUUUUCAUUGUGCCUAUUGUAUAGAUUUGGGAGGGGUAUAAUAGACAUUUAAUCAAAUAGGUUUCAAUAAUAGCUACCUGGACAAUAUGAUAAAAGAUGUUUCUGACUAUAGAUAACUAGAUACCAUACUACCUCGGAUAUCUUUAGGAUCUAGCCUCAAGAAUUCAAACUAAAAGUACAAAGAUGUGGUGGAGGAUUAUUUGUAUUUUAUAGGAUUGGGAGGCUUAAGGUGAAGGGUUAAGUCAUAGGAGCUUCAUUGAUUUCCUCCACCCUUCUGCUCUGUUUUACUAUAACCCCUAACUUGUUCAUUUUUUGAAUAUUUGUAGAAAGAUGUUUUGUAUUUUGCUGCAUUACGGUAAUAAUAGUACCAGUAUGGCUGGUUGAUUUAUAAAUAUUAGUACAAGCAAAUAAAGUAAUAUCCAUUUUACCUUUAGCUGUCUUCUGCCCUAAUUUUACCCAGAGGUUCAAUGAGGAAAAAUUCCACUAAACACGGGUCUUCAUUACUUUGUUUGAUGUAGGGGCAUAUUGCUCUGCAAUUUUCUUCUAUUUAGGAAUAUUUCAUAGAUAUCGUUUCCUAAAUUUAGAUCUCAUUCUUUUUAAUUGCUGUGUAGUACUAGAGCGACCCCUGGUAAUACAAUGGUUAAGUGCUCGCCCACUAACAGAAAAGGCUGGUAAGGUUGGUUUGAACCCACCAGCAACUCCUCAGGAUCUGGGGAUCUGCUCCUGUAAAACAUUACAGCCUAGGAAACCCUAUGGGGCAGUUCUACUCUGUCCUACAGGGUCUUUAUGUUCCAGAAACUUCAGAUAUAUAGUUAAUACCUAAAAAGGUACAAGAUACUUUUUUAGAAUAAAGCUAGUAAAUAUUCGAGCAAAAAUCACCGUGUAAGUCGCCAUAAAGUUGAGGCUGGAAAAAGGCUAAAAAGUCUUUUCCUAAAUGCAAAAUUAAAGUCUUUUCCUAGGUGCUAACCCAAUUUAAGGCUUGUCAGUUUACCCCUUUUUUUGGUCACAGGAUCACUAAGAAUAUACAUAAUAGAAGGAGAUAAGGUGAAAAGACCAAAAAAAUCCACUGCUGUCGAGUUGACUCGUAGUGACCCUGUAAGACAGAGUAGAACUGCCUCAUAGGGUCUCCAAGGAAGCCACUGUCCCAUCUUCUUGCCACAGAGCAGCUGGUGGCUUGAACCGGUGGAUUAGCAGCUGAGCACUUUAACCAUUGUGCCA